AUGAACGUGCAAAUGAUAAAUCUCGAAGAAGAAGAUACGCAUUUUAUAGAUGGCAGCGAGUACAAUGGCACAUGGAGCACACUCGGCAUGGACGGAGUCGGCAAAUUCUGUCUACCCCACAGCGCCGUAUUUGAAGGGGAGUUCCGCGAUGGCACGUUUCACGGCCACGGUAGCAUGUAUUGGCCUCGGGGGCAAAGAAUGGACGGUAUUUGGCACCAAGGUGAAUGCAAAGAGAAACGAUACACAUUUAACGACGGUUUGGUCUUCCGGAAACAAGGUUGGGAGUACUGCAAGUUUCCCGACAGACGAUACCACGUAUGCGUGGAACGCGGAUUAAGGCCCGCUGGAGCAACAUUGCGUACCAACCACGAAGAAGAUAUUACAAUUCCGCCUACGUGUUACGAUUCGGGUAUUGGAAUCUUUAAUCCACGUACGCAUUGUAUCGUGUCCUAUCGAAAUUCGAAAAAGGUACUGGAAAUACCAACCGCGUCGAUGGUUCGAUGGAUAAAAAACAAUUGUCAAAAAGGGUGGGACCAGCCGACGGGGCAUCGAGAAGAUCUUUACGAAAAUUGGUUCUCCAAAAAGAUCGAUUCAGAGGCACUCUUUCCUGGAUUGCUACCGUUUUCGAACGACUCCCCUGAACCCUGGUGGAAAAGAUUGACUACCUUUCAACGAGACGAUCGUAUCAAGAAAGAAGACAAACUGAGGAGUUAUUGUCAGUGUGGAAAAACACUCUAA
Molecule: messenger RNA, 738 nt
Organism: Colletes gigas
Lineage: Eukaryota; Metazoa; Arthropoda; Insecta; Hymenoptera; Colletidae
Product: MORN repeat-containing protein 5
Exons: 5
Coding region: 1-738 (245 amino acids)
Source: RefSeq, a predicted model, not a curated record